Molecule: messenger RNA, 2108 nt
Organism: Monodelphis domestica (gray short-tailed opossum)
Lineage: Eukaryota; Metazoa; Chordata; Mammalia; Didelphimorphia; Didelphidae
Gene: EHD2
Product: EH domain containing 2
Biological process (GO): endocytosis; endosomal transport
Cellular component (GO): cytoplasm; plasma membrane
Molecular function (GO): GTP binding; protein binding; calcium ion binding
Source: RefSeq, a predicted model, not a curated record
CCUCCGCCCCGCCCGCCUGCCCGGUUCAGACGGAGACGGGACAUCGAACGGCAGCCGCGCCCAGUGCCCCCUGCCCAGCCUAUAACAGCGGAGACCCUCACAGGCCAGGCCAGGCCAGGACAAGACAGGUCCCUGCAGCCUCCCGCCUGCGCUGCCCGGCUUGGCAGUCCUCCAUUGGUCCAUCUGUCUAUCCACCGGUGGGCCUAGCCUUGAGUUUGUGGUUCCAGCCUUCAUCCCUCCAGUGGAAGCUCAGGACAUGUUCAGCUGGCUGAAGCGCGGAGGUGGCGGGGCAGCCCGGGGCCAGCGGGCCGAAGCCAUACGCACAGUGACCACCGCUCUCAAGGAUCUGUAUCGAGCCAAGCUGUUGCCACUGGAAGAACAUUACCGUUUUGGGUCCUUCCACUCUCCAGCCCUGGAAGAUGCCGAUUUUGAAGGCAAGCCCAUGGUGCUCGUGGCGGGCCAGUAUAGCACAGGCAAGACAAGCUUCAUCCAGUACCUGCUGGAGCAGGAGGUUCCUGGCUCUCGAGUUGGGCCAGAGCCCACAACCGACUGCUUUGUGGCUGUCAUGCAUGGUGAGACUGAGGGCACCGUGCCUGGCAAUGCCCUCGUCGUUGACCCGGACAAGCCCUUCCGCAAACUCAACCCUUUCGGGAACACCUUCCUCAACAGGUUCAUGUGUGCUCAUCUGCCCAACCAAGUCCUAGAGAGCAUCAGCAUUAUUGACACCCCGGGCAUCCUUUCUGGGGCAAAGCAGAGAGUGAGCAGAGGCUACGACUUCCCGGCCGUCCUGCGCUGGUUUGCCGAGCGGGUGGAUCUGAUUAUUCUCCUCUUCGAUGCCCACAAGCUGGAGAUCUCGGAUGAGUUCUCGGAGGCCAUCGGGGCGCUGCGGGGCCACGAGGACAAGAUCCGGGUGGUCCUCAACAAGGCCGACCUGGUGGAGACCCAGCAGCUGAUGCGCGUGUACGGGGCGCUCAUGUGGGCCCUGGGCCGCGUGGUGGGGGCCCCCGAGGUCCUCCGGGUCUACAUCGGCAGCUUCUGGGCCCAACCCCUGCUCGUCCCCGACAACCGGCGCCUUUUCGAGCUGGAGGAGCAGGACCUGUUCAGAGACAUCCAGGCCCUGCCUCGCCACGCGGCUCUGCGCAGGCUCAAUGACCUCGUCAAGCGGGCCCGCCUGGUCAGGGUGCACGCCUACAUCAUCAGCUACCUGAAGAAGGAGAUGCCUUCUGUGUUUGGGAAGGAAAACAAGAAGAAGCAGCUCAUCACCAACUUGCCCGUCAUCUUCGCCAAGAUCCAGCUGGAGCAUCACAUCUCCCCGGGAGACUUCCCUGACUGUGAGAAGAUGCAGGAACUCCUCAUGGUUCACGACUUCACCAAGUUCCACUCCCUGAAACCCAAAUUGUUGGAGGCUUUGGAUGAGAUGCUGACCCAGGACAUCGCCAAGCUGAUGCCGCUGCUUCGUCAGGAGGAGCUGGAGAGCCCCGAGGUGGGCGUGCAGGGUGGGGCCUUCGAGGGCACCCACAUGGGCCCCUUCAUGGAGCUGGGCCCCGGAGAGGCCCUCGGAGAAGGGGGAGAGAACGGGGAUGAUGAAGCAGAGUGGGUGGUGACCAAGGACAAAUCCAAGUACGACGAGAUCUUCUAUAACCUGGCUCCGGCUGACGGCAAGCUCAGCGGCUCGAAGGCCAAGACAUGGAUGGUGGGCACCAAGCUGCCCAACUCGGUCCUGGGCCGCAUUUGGAAGCUGAGCGACGUGGACCGGGACGGCAUGCUGGAUGAUGAGGAGUUUGCCCUGGCCAGUCACCUCAUCGAAGCCAAGCUGGAGGGCCACGGGCUGCCCGCUGACCUGCCCCGGCUGGUGCCUCCCUCCAAGCGCCGCCACAAGGGCUCUGCCGAGUGACGGGGCAGAAGGGGGUCUGUCUCUGACUCUUGUCUCCCCUGCACAGAGCCUGCCCCUGACAGUGCAUUUCCUCAACUCUCCCUCUCAGAGUUCACUUUAUGCUUGUGUCCCUUCAGCUCCGUUCUCUGAAUCCUUGACCUGCAUCCCUAGCUCUGGACUUUUCUGAACCCCAUCUCUGUCUUCUGUGAAUCUCCAACUUUAGCAUCUCUUGAGU